UAUAUUUUUUUAGAAAGCCCGCUAAGAAAUAGGCGGGUGAUCAUAUAACUCACCAAAUAAAAAAUUUUAUUUUCUUUAGAACUCGCUUCUUUUGUAUAUAUAACUCACGAAAUACAUUUUAUUUUUUUAUAGAAGCAUAUAUAUCUCUCUUUCUAUAGUCUAUUGUCUAUUCUAUUGAACUCUUUUAUUUCAGUUCUUCCUUCAUUCAUCCACCCCAAUCCCUUGAGAUUUGAAAUCCUCCUCUGUUCGUGAGAUCUGAGAUUGGCCAGAACAAUUGACCGAGAAAGGCUGCAAUUGUUCCUCAGCCAUUUGUUGUUGUCACUGAGGGAAAAGAAAAAGCUCACCCCGAUAGCUCUUCAUUUGUGCUUAUGAUAUGCAGAUGGAUAAAAAUUGGAUCCAUCUUAACAGAACAACUGAAGAAUAUGAGAAGAAAGCUAGGGAGUUUGUUAAAACAGCAGUAAUAAAUCUUGGUUUUCCGACCAAGAUUCUUUGUCCAUGCAACAAAUGUCACAAUUUAAGACAUCAACUUUUAGAUGAAGUUGUCAAACACUUAGUGUUUUGGGGCAUGGAAAGAUCUUACAAAAUAUGGUUUCAUCAUGGGGAAGAUCAGAUUCAAUUGAAAGAAGCACGACAAAGACAAGUUCUGAAUAUGAUUUAUUUUGGGCUGCUGGAGUUCAUUCAAGUAAUGUCAAUGAUUUUGACAACAAUAAUGAUGAGGUUGAUUUUGAUAGUCUAUUAGAAGAUGCUGAGUCUCCAUUGUAUGAAGGUUGUACAAAGUACACAAAAAUUUCAUCCAUUGUUGGGCUAUACAAUCUAAAAACAAAGCAUGGAUUGUCAGAUGUUGGCUUUUGUGAGAUGUUAGAGAUGAUCAAAGCAAUGUUGCCAAAAAGAUAAUCUCUUGUUAACAUCUAUUUAUGCAAUUAAAAAGUUUUUAAAGACGUUUGAUCUAAACUAUAAGCAUAUCCAUGCUUGUGUGAACGAUUGUUGUUUGUAUACAAGAGAAAAUGCUAAUGCCCAAGUAUGUCCCACCUGUCAGUAUCCAAGGUGGAAGCAAAAUGAAGACACAGGGGAGAUUUUACAAGGACAACCUGCAAAAUUGUUAAGAUAUUUUCCUAUUACACCAAGAUUUCAAAGGAUGUUUAAACAUGAAAAAACAGCUACAAGUUAAAGUGGCCCGCAACUAACAAACGAAUGGAUGGGAAAAUGGGCCACCCAGUAGAUUCAGAGGCUUAGGAUGUGAUUAAUGAUAGAUGGCCAGAUUUUUCACUCGAAUCUAACAACCUUCGAAUAGGACUUGCUGCUGAUGGGGUUAAUCCCGACAAAAAUAUGAGUUCUACAUAUAGUUGUUGGUCGAUAAUUCUUGUUGUCUACAAUUUACCACCAUCGAUGUGCAUGAAGGAUGAAUUCACCUUUCUAUCUAUGUUGAUUCCUGGGCCUAAAAAACCUGGAAAUGAUAUAGAUGUUUACUUGGAGCCCUUAAUCGAUGAGUUACUUGAAUUAUGGAAAGGCGUUUAUACAUAUGAUGCUUCUAUAAAGAAGUUUUUUAAUUUAAAGGUCAUGUUAUUAUGGACUAUAAACGAUUUUCUAGCUUAUGGAAACUUGGCUGGAUGUGCAACUAAAGGGAAGUAUGGAUGUCCAGUAUGUGGUGAAAACUCAAAUGUUGUUUGGUUGAAGCAUAGCAAGAAGAUGUCCUUUUGGAAUCAUAUUCGAUUUCUACCACAAGAACACCAUUAUCGAAAGAAGAAAUAUAAAUCUGCAAGAGCAAGGGAGAGAGCACCACAAUGUCCAACUAUAAUGACCGGUGUUGAAGUAGUUGAGCAGUUAAGCAAAGUAACAAACGAUUUUGGAAAGGGCAAAAAGCGAGUCCGUGGUACAGAGAUAGAAAAAAGGUGGAAGAAGAAGUCUAUUUUUUUUAGGCUACCUUAUUGGGAGGUAUUGGUUGUUCGCCAUAAUCUUGAUGUUAUGCAUGUUGAGAAAAAUGUUUGUGAAAGCAUACUUAACACAUUAUUGGAUUGUAAAGGAAAAUCAAAAGAUCACUACAACUCAAGAUUAGAUUUGACAGAGAUGGGCAUAAUGUCUCAUCUCCAUCCUUAUGAAGAUAAGAGCAUUACUCGUCUUCCUGCUGCAGCAUACACUCUUUCAAAAUUAGAUAAGAAUUUAUUUUGUAAGAGGGUAUUUGACUUGAAAUUGCCUUAUGGAUAUAGUUCUAAGAUUAGCAACUGUGUAGAUUUGAAAAAACAGAAGCUAAUAGGACUUAAAUCUCCUGAUUGUCAUGUGAUUAUGCAACAAUUGUUGGCUGUUGCUAUAAGGGGUUUGAUGGAAGAUCGUUGUAGAGAGACAAUUCUUCGACUUUGUCGAUUUUUUUAUGGAUUGUGUCAGCGUGUUGUUGAGAAGGAGGAGAUUAGAAAAUUAGAAUUAGAAGCUGCUGAAAUUCUUUACAAAUUGGAAGAAUAUUUCCCACCUUCUUUCUUUGAUCCAAUGAUUUCACCUGGUUGUCCAUUUAGCACGAGAAGUUAGACUUUGUGGUCCGGUGCACUUUCUAUGGAUGUACCAUUUUGAAAGGUAUAUGAAAGUAUUGAAAGGUUUUGUAUCAAAUUAUGCACGACCAGAAGGAUGUAUUGCGAAUCGCUAUCUUGCUGUUGAAUGUGUACGCUUUUGUGAGACAUUUUUGAAGCAAAAUGAUGAUCAAGAUACUACAUUGAUUGAAGAAAAUCCACUAUCAGUUGCUGAAUGCUUUGAACUUAACCAAGCAAACAUUUCAAUAGCACAUCGAUAUGUGUUGUUCAAUUCAGAUAGUGUAGCACCAUUUCUCAAUAUCCAUAUGGAUGAGUUGAAAGAAAUGCAUCUAGAAUUGAAGAACAAUCAAACUUUAUUGUGGAAUCGACAUUCUGAAAGUUUCCCCUUAUGGUUUUAUGAGAAGGUUAGACUGUAUUACAAAAACAAAAGUGAAUAUUUAGACUUCUUAUACAAAUUGAUGACCAUAAUAUUUUUAUUUUUCAGAUUUCUAAAUCUAACAAGGUAGAUGAUAUGCUGGCACAAUUGGCUGAAGGCCCAAGUCGUAGUGUUACUUCCUACAAAGGUUACAUGAUUAAUGGAAUUCGUCUCCAUAAGAAAGGAGUUGAAAAAAUGACUCAAAAUAAUGGUGUAUACUUGGAAUCACAUGGCAGUGGGCAAUUGAAUGAGAAAGAGGAGUAUUUUGGUGUUAUCAAUGAUAUAAUAAUGCUUGAUUAUCGUACAUUUAAAGUGCCACUAUUUCAGUGUGAUUGGACGAAUAUUUGAAAUGGUGUAAAGAAGUUAGAUUUCUAUACACUUGUAAAUUUUAAUAUAGGUCAAGCUCAAUCGAUUAGGGAUCCAUAUGUGUUAGCAUCACAAGUUAAAAAAGCCUUUUAUGCAAGGGAGAAUGAGUCAUCUAAUUGGUAUAUAGCUUUAAAAGAUUCAAAUAGAGGGUGUUUUGGGGUAGAAUCUAGUGAUUCUGUAGAGCAUUAUAAUGAAGAACAUUGAGUUUCAUUUUUAUAUCCUAAUGUAUUUUGAUUGAGAUAAUUUUUUUUGUAUUUUUCCAUAUGUACUUUUGGUAUAUUAUGAUUAAAAUAAUUGUAGUUUUAUUUAUUCGCUAGUU
Cannabis sativa is the source of this 3616-nucleotide messenger RNA. RefSeq lists its product as uncharacterized. The transcript has 3 exons. The coding region runs from base 1327 to 2517 and encodes 396 amino acids. The record is from RefSeq and is a predicted model, not a curated record. Lineage: Eukaryota; Viridiplantae; Streptophyta; Magnoliopsida; Rosales; Cannabaceae.